Messenger RNA from Chaetomium fimeti, 2212 nucleotides. Its product is annotated as RIO1 family-domain-containing protein. Gene Ontology annotation, cellular component: cytosol; preribosome, small subunit precursor. Gene Ontology annotation, biological process: protein phosphorylation; maturation of SSU-rRNA. Bases 119 to 1822 code for a protein of 567 amino acids. The record is from RefSeq and is a predicted model, not a curated record. NCBI's taxonomy places the organism in Eukaryota, Fungi, Ascomycota, Sordariomycetes, Sordariales, Chaetomiaceae. Gene Ontology annotation, molecular function: ATP binding; protein serine/threonine kinase activity. The transcript has a single exon.
GUCUGACAUUCAACCUCGAAACGCAAGUUCCCAAUCUGGUUAGCUCAUUCUCCAAUUAAGCACAGACCAACCCCGCAUCGAUAAGAUAAGACAACACCCCGCCAAAAAUUAAUUCAAGAUGCCUCCUGUUUGGUGUGCCAACGACGACUUGCGCCGCCGUCAACAGCUGCGUCAUCGUCGAGACCUCGCCCGCCAAGGGCUUGUCAACCAAAGACCCCAGGACGGAAACGUGUACAAUCCAUCCCCAGUCAUGGAAUCCACAGCACCGGCCGUCGGCGCCCUACCAGCUGCCGACUACGUGCAUGAUGAAGACGAAGACCUGGACGACAUCUUCGACUCGGCUGAUGAGUCUGGCCAUGACUUGCUGCACAACCCCUCUUCGGAUCUCAACAAGGCCUAUAACCGCCAAUCCCAGCUUCAUGGCUCCGCGUCCAAGGUUGCCGCGGGUGUGCCCGCUUCCAGCACCCAGAAGCCAACGGCAAACACAUUCGCCAGCGUCGACGACCAAGUCGCCGAGCUGUCCAAGCACGCCGGCAAGAUCCGUCUCGACAAUGUCAAGCAGACGCAGGAGCGUGACAAGGACAAGGCGGACCGUGCCACCGCCGAGCUGGUGCUUGACCAGCGCACUCGCAUGAUCCUGCUGCAGAUGAUCAACCAGGGCGUGGUCAGUGAGAUUCACGGUGCAAUCAGCACUGGCAAGGAAGCCAAUGUCUACGGUGCCGUGCAGUAUCUCGACAACGACAGCACCCCCAUCCAGCGUGCCAUCAAGGUCUACAAGACAGCCAUCUUGGUCUUCAAGGACCGUGAGCGUUAUAUCGCGGGCGAGCACCGCUUCAAGCGUGGCUCCGAGAAGGGCAACAACCGCAAGAUGGUCAAGCUCUGGGCCGAGAAGGAGUUCCGCAACCUGCGUCGCCUGCACUCCGCCGGCAUCGCCUGCCCAGAACCGCUCAGGCUUAAGCUCCACGUACUGGUGAUGGAGUUUCUGGGCGACAAGCGGGGAUACGCCUUCCCACGUCUGCGGGACGCGCGUCUCACGGGCGACGACGUCGACGAGCAGUGGAAGAACCUUUACGUCCAGCUGCUGGGCAUCAUGCGCCGCCUCUACCAAGUCUGCAGCCUGGUACACGCCGAUCUGAGCGAGUACAACAUCCUAUACAAUGACAACCAGCUGUACAUCAUCGACGUAUCCCAGUCUGUGGAGCACGAUCACCCGCGCUCGCUUGAGUUCCUACGCAUGGACAUCAAGAACGUGAACGACUUUUUCCGCCGCCAGGGUGUCGAUACGCUCCUGGACCGCACCAUCUUCAACUUCAUCACGGUCCCCGAGGGUCCCGUCAGCGAGCCGGAACUGUCCAAGGCCAUUGAGCGUCUGUACGAAGUUCGUCCCGCCGCGGCAGAGACGGACGAGGCCGUCGCCGAGAUGGAGGUCGACAAUGAGGUCUUUCGCAACCAGUACAUCCCGCAGACUCUAGACGAACUGUACGACAUCGAGAAGGAAGCCGACAAGCCUGUGGAUGAGUUGGUGUACAAGCACAUGCUGGCAGACCGGGUCGUCGCCGAUAAGAAAGCCGGCGAAGAGGGGUCCCAGAGCUCGGACGAAGGCUCAGUCGACGACGCUGCCGCAAGCGGUAAAGGCAGCGGCGACGAAGAAUGGUUUAUUUUUGACAAGGGCGCGCCGAGGGGGAAGAAGCAUGAGGAUAAGGACGAUAAGCGGUCCCACAAGCAGGCUGUGAAGGAGGAGAAGCGGGAAAAGCGCAAGGAGAAGAUCCCGAAGGCGGUCAAGAAGAGACUGGUGUCUACCACGACGCGGAAGAAGAAAUAGGCAGCAGUGAUUUUUGGCUUUUGUUAUUGAUGGUAUAAACAGCGAAGCACAACCGGAUGAUGAGAGCUCACUGCUCCGGAUGCUCAUGAGACAGGAGCGUUUUGCCUCGCGGCGUAACCUCUGCCUCUGACGUCCCUACGCAGGUCCAAGCGAGCCGAAGAGCUUGCGAUGACGAUCAAAGAGAGCACUGACGGUUGCGGCGUAGCGAAUCAUUGGUCUUGUUCAUGUCUUUCUCGCGGUCAUACUGGGUGGGUAGUGGUUUUCACACUUGGGGAGAUCCCUAGUAUGACAUGGCGAAGUAUUCACGUCCGGCUCAGGCUUGGACUGUCUGAUUCUGACUAUUUGGAAUUAGCUAGACAGCACUAAUAGACCAUGAUGACCCAAAAUGAA